This is a messenger RNA of Phymastichus coffea, 3351 nucleotides long. RefSeq names its product speckle-type POZ protein-like. The record is from RefSeq and is a predicted model, not a curated record. Gene Ontology annotation, biological process: regulation of proteolysis; proteasome-mediated ubiquitin-dependent protein catabolic process. Bases 513 to 1661 code for a protein of 382 amino acids. Gene Ontology annotation, molecular function: ubiquitin protein ligase binding. NCBI's taxonomy places the organism in Eukaryota, Metazoa, Arthropoda, Insecta, Hymenoptera, Eulophidae. The transcript has 4 exons. Gene Ontology annotation, cellular component: cytoplasm.
UAGAUAGUAGCAUAGUAGGCAGUUUGCUUCGCCGUAAAUGAUUUUGCAUUAAAUAUACGUAAGUUUUGUUGUCACGAUAUUUAAUUGUAUCACGAUACUAAUUACAAGUCGAAAUUAUAUGUCAACAGUAAAUAUCAUUUUAAUUAUUGUUUGGUAGAACUUUUGCGUGUGAAAUUGUUUUAGCUUAUGUAAAACGGCUUAUUAAGAUUGUCACUCAACAAUAUAAAAAAUUAUAAAAAAUUAAUUUUAAGAAAGUGUCAUCCGUAAUAGUUGUAAAUAUUGAUGAUAUUGUUGGCUAAACUAAUACAGGUCACUUAUGCGAACUUUUCUAAUCCCAAUAAAUUAAUCAUGGAAUUUAUGGAUCAUGGAGUAUUGACGCAUCAUAGCAAGUACCUAUAACCUAUACAUAACUACGUUUAGCUUUGUUUAUUACUACCGAUACGACGCUGCGAAUUUCAAGAGAGACUUAGAUUUUCAAUCAGAGUGGAAUACAAAUCAAGUAUUGAGGCACAAUGAGGCAAAGAUUAGACCCAAUCAGUGAAGAUUCAUCAACCGAUAGCUCAGACUUUUGGACCACCUCAACUGAAAGUAGCAGUUCUGAUUCUGAUGAUUUUUCAGAUUAUCAUUAUGAACCAAUGCCAAAAAAGGCAAAGGUAGGCGAUCAUAAGAAUUUGUUGGAAACCGAAUCAAAUUUCGAACAUAUAUUAAAAGCUGAUUUUAAAUGGAAUAUAAAGAACUUCAAUGAAAUUUGUAGCAAAGCUCACAUUGGAGAUGUAGUAGAAUCUCCCAUAUUCAUUACAGGUUCAAAUGAAGAAUUAGUAUGGCGCUUGGAACUGUAUCCCAAAGGUAUCAAUGAACAAAAUAGAAAUUAUUUAUCACUAUUUCUCAAAAUGAUGUAUAGCAAGGAGCCAAGAUUGAAAGUACAGUAUACAUUUAAAUUAAUUAUUAAAAAAGGUGAUGAUAGUUAUAUGAGUGAAGAUUAUUUUAUUGGUGGUCAGCGCUUUGGUGUUAAAAGGUUCAGAAAAACUGAUCUUGUUUUAAAAGCUGUAAAGAAUAUAGAAGAUAGUGUUUUAACUAUUACUUGUGAAGUCAAUACUCAGUUGGGCAGAACACCUAUCCAUAGAAUGAAAGUUUUGAAUGAUCUGGAAGGUCUCUUGGACAAUGGUCGUUUUAGUGAUGUCACAUUAAAUGUGAAAAACACGAAGUUCAAGGUACAUAAAUAUAUUCUAGCUGUAAGAAGUCCAGUAUUUUCUGCAAUGUUUGAACAUGACAUGAUAGAGAAAAAUCAGAAUAUUGUACAGAUAACUGAUAUUGAACCAGAAAUUAUGAAGGAAUUAUUACGAUUUACUUAUAUAGGAGAAGUUAAAGAUCUUAAUUCAAAAGCCAAAGAUUUAUUAGCAGCAGCUGACAAAUAUGCUUUUGAUGAUUUGAAAAGUAUGUGUGAACUUUCAUUGUCCAAGAAUUUGAAUGCUGAAAAUGUCAUUGAAACUCUCAAUUUUGCCGAUCUUCACUCUACUCCAAAAUUAAAAGAACAGGCUUUGAAAUAUUUAGUUUCUCAUAUCAAAGAUGUCAUUACUACAUCUUCUUUCAAAUCAUUUGGCAAUCAACAGUCGCCUUUAUUGACACAAGUAAUAUGUGCUAUGGCUUCUAAAGAUGAUUAAGACAUAAAAUCUAUCUAAGUUUUGAUUAUUUUUUAAGAUACAUGCAGCUAAACGCUAGAAAAACAAGGAUCAUGGUAGCAACCGGAAGCAGGAAUACCAGAGGCGUAACUUGCGCGAUACUAUAAAGAAUGACUUUCUGUGUUAUUAAAAUUUUUAAAUUUUAAGAUUUGAAAAUUAAUUAUAUUUUAUAAAUGUAUAUAAUUCUAGUUAAAUGGUUCUUAUCUAGUUUACUUUAAUGUUUUUAUUAAUAAAAUUUAGAAACAAAGGUCCAUUUUUUAAAUUUAAAUUUACUUCAUUUUAAUAGCGAACUUCUAAAAUGACCGAAAAUAUAUUUUCUUUCGCAAUUUUCUAUAAGUGAAAGCUUCUGAUUUUUAUCUAGGGAGAUUAUCUUGGGAGAUAAAAAGAUACAGAUAUAUAGAGAGAGGUAAGAUAAAGAUUGAUAGAUAGAUAGAAAGAGAGAAAGAUUGAUAUUAUAAAGAUAUUAUCCAGCAUUGUGACUAAGAAAGAGUGAUAAAAUUUGAGUAUAUCUAGGAGUGUGAAGUUUAUAUUUUAGUAGUAAGUUCAAUUUAUGAAUUAUUAGUAUAGAUAAUAAUCUGCAAAAAUUGAAAUAUGCUGUUAAUAAAUUGUUUUAAUAAAAUAAGACGUUAUCUUUUCGACUUAUGGUGGCAUAUUCAGUACCAAUUGAUAAUUUAAUUAUCAUUUUGAAAUUAAUAGUGUCAUUUUCAAAUGUGAUUGAAAGAGAUAAAAAAGCUGCAGAAAACCGCUGCUAUUGAGUAAAGUUAUGAUUGUAUGAUACAAAUAAUGAAAUUAAUAAAAGAAAAACAAAAAAAGAGCGAGAAAUGCGCUGAAUAACGCUAGUAAGGUAAAAGCUUACUAGUUAUAUCCUUGCCCUAAUAAGUUUAAAGGUUUAUGAUGAUAGGUUUUAGAUUUCAUGAAAGAACGAUAUAAAAAGUGAUAGAGUGAGAGAGAGAGAGAGAGAUAUGUUUGAUAUCGUGUUUCUAAUAUUUAAUAAUUUGUAAUAAUUUGUAAUUAUUAAAUAUGUGUCAGGCAUCUAAACCUAAUUUAUAGCAUCUGUGCCAUUAUUAUAUAAAUUCCACUAUUGUCAAACGUUUAGCAACAACAAUUGAGAGAAUAAUCAAUUGAGAUUGACAGUGACUUUUAAAAAGUGAUAUUGAAAUAUAAAUAUAAAUUUGUUUGAUUAUUAAAACACAAAUAAUUGCCUUUAACAAUUGAAAAGGUAAAAUUUUAUAGACAAAUUUUAAGAAAACAGCAUUCAUGCAAUAUUUUAAAUUAUUAAAAAAUUUUUUUUAGGGAUACUUCUUUUCAUUAUUGUUUAAAUAUGCUCAAUUGUAAAAAAUAUAUUGUCCCCAAUUUUUACUCCGACAAUGUGCAAAAUCGUCGGAUAUACUUUUUAUAAAUGUAUGCACUUAAAAUCUAUUAAUUUAAAAAUUUCUUUUUAUACUAAUAUAGUUUCUAUUAAAUGAUUUUCUUUCUUUCAACUCUGAGUUGUUGUUUAAUGUGUUCUAUUUAAUUUGAAUUAAUUUAUUUGUGUAAGUUUUUGCAAAUAUAGUGGACACUGCAAUAAGAAAAAUAAGUCAUUAAUUUAUUAUAUUUAUAGCUGCAUUUAACAUUUUUCUCUUGCAAAUGAUAUGAUGCAGUUUAAGAAUUGUAAGUUAAGAAGUUUGUACCA